UCAUUACAGAUUCGUCCCUCUGCCUGGUUGGUGGUAUCACUUGCUCAUCACAUCGUCCCUCUGCGGAGAGAGAGAGAGAGAGAGAGAGAGAGAGCUGCCUAUCUGGACCUCGGUUAUCGAAUGAUUCGAGCGUGACGUGCAGCGUAUAUAAUACUUGCUGACCGCAAGAGCGAACCUCUGACGUGAGGCGUAUCGUAAUGGCUGCGACUUGAUUGCAGGCGGAAAGGCAUGCGUGUUUGUCACGUUACGUGAGGCAACGCGGAGAGGAGACGCAGGAAUUUGUGCAAGAGGGAGAAAGAGGAUAGGAGAGCGGGAGAAGGCGGGGAUCGGUCGGUCGGUGCGAGCUGGGUGGAACGUGAGUGUGAAACGCGAUUAACGUCCACAAAGUUUUCGUUGUCGUCCAAGUUUCAGCUGCUCGCUCGUUCUCGACGAUUCUCGAGAACGACGGAUAGUCACACACUGUGAGCUUCCGCGCUUGAUACGUACCGCGUACUGCGUUCGUACGCGUGUGCGCGAGUGGGCGAGGCGUGUUUCUCUCGCUUUUGAUCCUCGCGUGCUCUCGAGGAGUCAUCCUCGCCGUCGUCGUCAUCCUCGUCGUUGCGAGCGCUCGCGUGUGCAAGCGUGCGCGCGCGCACGUGUGUGUGGGUGGCUGUGUGUACCUCCGCGCGCGCGCGCGUGUGUGUGUGUGGUGUGUGUGUGUCAAGUCGUGUGCGCGCCGCGCGUGGUGUGCGAUACGCUUCGUAGGUGCGUGCGUGAGAUUGUAAUCGAGGAGGAGAAGGAGGAGCAACAACAGCAGCAGCCGCGGUGGUGCGUCGAUCGUGCGAUCGUCAGCGAUGAGCGACGACAGGAGCGAGGAUGAUCCGAUAAUGGACCUUUGGUACAGCAACUGGGAACAGCAGUGCGUCGAGGCGCUCGAGACCGAGCCCGAUUACGAGAAUCAGCUGCACAAUGAGAAGGAGAUCUACUCGCAGCAGAUGUGGACGAAAUUCCAGACCACCGCGUCGGCCAUCGCCCAGUUAUACAAAGACCGCACGCUGGGCGUUUCGCUGUGGGUGCCCUUUCAGACGGCCGCUGGUACCGUCACAUCAUUGUACAAAGAUUCAGUGGACUGCAUGAGGCGAUGCAGCGAUUUGGGAGUGGAAAUGGGCAAGCAAAAACGUUGUAAAGAAAUAAUGAAUUGGGCUAGGAAAAAAAGACGUAUGAUUCGUAGGGAAGAUCUUCUUGCAUAUCUUGCUGGAAAACCACCUCCACCUCGGUCACAUUCGCACAGAAGUUCACCUAAACCACGUAUGAUGGUGUGUGGUUCCCCGUCGUCACAAAGUCAAACACCGAGUAUGGUUAUUGCUCCUGCGCCAACAACAGGCACUGAUCCAGAUCCUGAAUUGCAUACAUUUAGAGAAGCAUUAUCAGGUUCUCCGGUUUCUCGGCGUGGCGGAAGGCAAGCCGAACUGUCGGCCUUUAUUAGCAACGAAUUGGCUCGGCAUCAUAAACGGCCUGCUUCACAUGACGUAGAUAUGGGAUCACCGACGCACAAACGUAUGCGUACUACACUGUAACGGCGCGCGACGCGUACGAUAGCUUUACUCCCUCGUUAAUUAAUCGACCUGAUUAAUGACUAAUAGCUCAGCUCCCCUACAUAACUCUCGGUUAUGUGUAAUCAUUUGAGAGAAACGGUAGUGGUUCACACUGCCAAAUAAGCACGUUCGUAUGUCUCUGAUAACUUUUAUUGCCGAUCUCAAUUUGAUUUCAUAUGAUGUUCAAAA
This is a messenger RNA of Pogonomyrmex barbatus (red harvester ant), 1763 nucleotides long. Its product is annotated as HUWE1-associated protein modifying stress responses. NCBI's taxonomy places the organism in Eukaryota, Metazoa, Arthropoda, Insecta, Hymenoptera, Formicidae. The record is from RefSeq and is a predicted model, not a curated record.